GAACCAAACUAGGGAACAACAAAGAAAUGUGCAUGAAAACAAACAACCAAAUCUUUAAACAUCAACAACACUCUUGAGAUAUUCAAAUCAAGUCAAUAAGCCAGUAAAUCGAAAUAAUGACAAACACUUUUCUCAUCACGGGAGCGACCGGUAAACAAGGGGGAGCAGCAAUUGAUGCUCUUCUCUCUGCUACUGGCUCGUCUGAUAUUACCAUAUUUGCUCUGACUCGCAACGUCGAAUCACCAGCAGCAGAGAAAUUAGCCAAGAAAUCCGACAAGAUCAAACUUCUUCAGGGCGAUCUAAAUGACUGUCCUGCAAUUUUCGAAGCGGCUCCUCAGCCCAUCAAGAGCGUCUUCUGCGUUACCAUGCCCAACAUGGGGUUUGGCAAUGCCGGCGUGAGCGAAGAAGAGAAAGGCAUGGCUUUUAUCGACGCGUCCAUACAGCAUGGCGUAGAACAUUUCGUAUUCACGUCUGUGGAUCGUCACGGCGAAGAUUCCGAUAAUGAUCCAACGAACAUUCCACAUUUCAUCAGCAAAGCCAAUAUCGAGAAACAUUUGAAGGAGAAAAGUGCAGGGACCCAAAUGUCAUGGACCAUUCUGCGACCUGUCGCAUUUAUGGAGAACUUUGCCCCUGGACUCGUAGGCAAGAUUUUCCCGACCGCUUGGUGUGCUUCUUUAGCUCCGACUACCAAACUUCAGCUCGUCGCGACUGCCGAUAUUGGAUACUUUGCGGCUCAGGCAUUGCUCAACCCGAAGGAUUAUAAUGGACGCGCUAUCAGUCUAGCGGGCGACGAACUAACAUUCGGAGAAGCAAAUGAAAUAUUUGAAUCGAGACUUGGAAAGGAUAUCCCGAGAACAUUCAAUUUCGUUGGAUCUACUCUGCUCUGGGCGAUCAAAGAUGUUGGAUUGAUGUUCAGUUGGUUCGAAGAGAGGGGGUAUGCAGCCGAUAUCAAGGCUUUGAGAAAGGAACAUCCGGGACUCCAAAGUUUCGGUGACUGGUUGAAGACGAGUGGGUUGUAGGGAUUUUGACGAUGAAUGUCUGGUGUCAUAUGGGGUGUUAUUUCGGAGUUUGGAUCGUGGUACUUAUGACUAGUUUCGUUGACAAUUUGAAGCCCAUUGCGCAAGGAGAAUACUUCGGAUUUCGAAGCUCACAAGAAGGUAGCUGUUGUAGACAAAGCUUAGUGUAACGAAUUCAAUAGUGAUGAUGACCA
This is a messenger RNA of Botrytis cinerea B05.10, 1210 nucleotides long. RefSeq lists its product as hypothetical. Bases 117 to 1019 code for a protein of 300 amino acids. The transcript has a single exon. The record is from RefSeq and is a predicted model, not a curated record. Lineage: Eukaryota; Fungi; Ascomycota; Leotiomycetes; Helotiales; Sclerotiniaceae.